GUCCACAACGUUCAUCGGUACCGUCUCUCUCUAGCUAUAUAUCUCUACUCCCUCUGGCUGCACUGAAUCAGACCAUGGCAUCUGCUAUCAAACGAAAAUGGACCGAAAUAGAUAAUUCUGAUGAUGAGGAACCUUCGCUGGGUCGACAAGCCCUUCCAGUCGCUAAACUCCCAAAUGACUUCGAUGGCACACCAUUGGAUGGGCUCCAAUAUCUGUUUACUGUUCGUCGUGAUUCUAAAUUGCUGCCUCAUGUUACCCGGGUGCCAAAUCCGUAUGAAGUCGAAGAGAAGCCUCCGACUGAAUCCGUUCAAACGGAGACUAUAUCAGUUGGUCGAGAUUAUUUACCCUCACAGGAGUGGCAGGAUCUCUUUCUCCGGCGAUUUAAGAACUUCCGACAAAAUACUCUUCAAUCAACUAUUCACGUACACGUCCCCAUUGCAGGUCCUUCUAAGAAGAUCAUACCUGACAAGAAGGAACGCGAUGCUUGGUGGGCCUUUCUUUCGGGCAAACCUGAGUCAGAAUGGAACCCUCCUAAGAAACCAAAGGUACCCAAAUCUCAAAAAUCCAGAGGCAAGGGCAUGCGAGGCUUCUCCGACGAUACAUAUGAUAACGUGUCACAAACUGCGAGUUCAUGCAGUCAUACCUGGACGGUCACCGACACUGGCGAAGUCGAACUAGCUGAACAGUCGGUGUUAUCACAAUCGCCAUCUUUACUUGACCAGGCAUUUCCACCCGACAAAAGAUCUGUCCUAGGUACCGUUAAGACGUCUCCUCCAGCAAAACUAUUGCAACGGGAACCUACACCUACGCUGCUGCGUGGAAUUGACCAUCGCUACUCCUUGCAUCUCCUCAUGUAUUUCACGCAUUGGAUUAACCUGCAUAUGGAACAGCCUCAUCCUCGAACAUCACGAAUGACAGAAACACACGCCAGAUGGAUGUUUGCUCUCCUUUCUCGUGUGGAAGAUUACGUGUCCGCAGACGAAAUGAGCUUGUUGCGCAGUCUCGCUCGUGCAUGCAUGGCACUGCUGAAGGAAAGACUACAACAGCGGCAAGACGGAGAACCUCCAUCAUCGGAUGAAGAUGAAGAACUCAGUGUGAGUUCGUGUUGGAUGAUUAUAACCGCAGUCACGGGUAUCUGGGGACAGAGGGACCUUUGGAUGGAUGUCGAGAACGAAUACACCAAGUAUAACUGGCCCGAGGCUCGGAUGUGAACUUUUUCAUUCGCAUUCUGGGGCUCUCGAAGCAUCUAUCGAUUUCGUGUUCAAAUACACAGAAAUACAUAUG
Messenger RNA from Somion occarium, 1284 nucleotides. Lineage: Eukaryota; Fungi; Basidiomycota; Agaricomycetes; Polyporales; Cerrenaceae. The record is from the annotation of a GenBank genome assembly.